Lotus japonicus is the source of this 1278-nucleotide messenger RNA. RefSeq lists its product as uncharacterized. The transcript has 7 exons. Bases 1 to 1278 code for a protein of 425 amino acids. NCBI's taxonomy places the organism in Eukaryota, Viridiplantae, Streptophyta, Magnoliopsida, Fabales, Fabaceae. The record is from RefSeq and is a predicted model, not a curated record.
AUGAAGAACAAAUCUGAAAUGAAUAAUCACGCACAAGACGUUGAUCAAGUUUUUUUAACUCCAGAUGCAUUUCCGAGCUUUUCCCAAAUGCAAUAUAUGUAUGCUAGCCCAACUCAAAAUACACCGUGGACUGUAUUAACCUAUUGUUCUCCUUUAGGUAUGCAUACAGGAAGUAGUUCAAAUCUGUCCAAUACCGAUAACGGUUCAUCACAUGGAGUUGGAUCAUCUACACCACCUAAACAAGGUUCCAUUUCAGAUCAAAGUAUCAUACUUACAUCAUCAGUUGGAACUAGCACCUCACGUAGACAUCAAAGCAAAAGUAGCUUGAUAAUACCUUCUACUAUUAUUGAACAAGUUUCAAGAAGGAGUUUUGGUAAUGAUUCAGAAGACAUGGAGCAAGGCAGUAUUUCAAAUCCGUCCAAUUCAGAUAAUGGUUCAUCGCUUGGAGUUGGAUCAUCUACACAACCACAACAAAGUUCCAUUUCAGAUCAAAGUACCAUACUGACACCAUCAGUUGCUUCUAGCACCUCACGUAGACGUCAAAGGAAAAGUACCUUGAGAAUUCCUUCUACUAUUAUUGAACAAGUUUCAAGAAGGAGUUUCAGCUUCAAUUCAGAAGACAUGGAGCACGGUGAGACGAGUACAUUACCUGAUAACCAAACUACAGAAAGGCAUUCACAAUUGUAUGCAAAGGCUGAAACGACAGAGGUGUUUUAUUUGGGUGAUGCAUCUUAUGUAUGCUCUAAUUGUCAAUCUAUUAUGUGGUAUGAAGAGAGGGUAGUUAAAUCUGAUCAUAGCAAAAUUCCAAAAUUCAAUAUUUGCUGCAUGAAAGGAAAAAUUACACUUCCAUUCCUAAGAAAACCUCCUCAGCUACUAUAUAAUUUGAUGAAUGAGAUAGAUGAUAGAUACAAGAAUUUCAAGGAGAAUAUCAGAGCGUACAACAGUUUAUUUUCGUUCACUUCACUUGGAGGCAAGGUAGAAUCAGGUAUAAAUGAUGGAAAUGGCCCUCCUCAGUUUAUACUAAGUGGUCAAAAUUAUCAUCGGAUUGGAAGUCUGAUACCUCCUGAAGGAGCUCCUCCUAAGUUUGCUCAACUCUAUAUAUAUGACACUCAGAAUGAGUCUUCAAAUAGAAUGAAAUAUUUCUGGUAUUUUGUGAAUUAUUUACAAAUUUUUAAACAAAAACUAUACCUUGAAGUUAUGGUUGCUGAUGCUAAAUUCUUACUUUCAUUUUUUACAUCAGUUCAAGUACAAGGAAAAGUCCACUUGAUCCUUCCUUAG